GAUAAAGUAUAACGCUUCUGGCUUCGCUGGUGAUAAAACAGAUUGGAGUAAUCUCAUCUUUCUAAUCAACAUUUUAGACAAAAUGUUAAGCUUACAUUUUGUGAAAAGUUACGAAAUAUUUAAAGAAAAAUGUCAGCUACACUCCAAAAAUGUUACAGCGUUGAAGAAACAUCUACCUUCACACGUGAAACAAUCACUGGCAUCACGACAUGAGGAUAAAGAACACUCAAGUUUCAAUAUUCUUAGUGUUGGUAGUGGCACAGGAGAAAUUGAUAUCGAAAUUGCAAACAUCGUUGCUAAAGAACUAUGCAGUAAUUGUAACUGGGAAAAUAUCAGAAUUUUAAACCGUGCACUUGAACCAAACAAGUUUUCUUGUGCUGAAUAUGAAGCUAAUGUCUCCGCAAUGAACGAAAACUCUCCUGCCAGCUAUGAAAUCAUACCUCAAACGUUCAGUGAAUAUCGUAAGAGCGUGUCGAAUGAAAGUGUAAAGUUUGAUCUUAUUCACUUCAUUCAUAGUUUAUACCAUGUUGAUCUAGAGAGUGCUAUUUUGUAUUGUAUGGUAGAAAAACUGAAAGAGUAUGGACGUUUGGUAUGUCUGGUAGGCGACAAGGAUAAUAUUACUAAUAAGAUAACUAAACAAGCGAAAAAUAAAACGAUGAUGAAGGUCAAUGAUGAUCUUCUGACGUCCGAAGGAUUGGAAAUUUCCAAUGAAAUUGUAAAGUUUGCUAAGAAAUACGGUUGGCAUUAUGUAAUUUACUCAGUAAACUUGCAACUUGAUGUCACAGACGUUUUCUUUCCAGAUUCAGUGGAAGGUAACCUUUUAUUGGACUUUCUAACGAAUACAGAGAACUAUCGUUGCAAUGUUUCAGCUUUGGAACUCAAUGAAACACUCGACUACAUUAAACAGUUGUCUGUUGAACGUAAUGGUAGACGUUAUGGUGAAAAAAAGAUUCACUUUUGAUUUUAUACAAGGACGAAUGAAUAUUUGCGAUGAACUUUCUUUAUCUUUUGCACACAUUAUCUUAUUGCAACCUUUGCAUUACUUUAAGACAAUUUUGUUGAAAUGUACAUGAUGAAGUAAGAAUUAGUGAAAUAAACUGAGUAAAGAAACUA
Xenia sp. Carnegie-2017 is the source of this 1113-nucleotide messenger RNA. Its product is annotated as histamine N-methyltransferase-like. NCBI's taxonomy places the organism in Eukaryota, Metazoa, Cnidaria, Anthozoa, Malacalcyonacea, Xeniidae. The record is from RefSeq and is a predicted model, not a curated record. The transcript has a single exon. The coding region runs from base 83 to 961 and encodes 292 amino acids.